AUGUGGAGGCCUCCGUCGUCCCACUUAUCGUUGGCAUCAACCCAAUCUCAAGCAUCCCCACUCCUGUCUGCCCUGUUGCUUCCGACAGCCGAUGGUGCAACGACUACAUCAGUGGAUAGAUCCACUCUUGUUCCGCAUGCAGUCAAUCCAACAUUGCCGGGAUUAACGAUGGACGCAGCUAUUCCAGGACUAUUGGAUCAAUCGGGCUUGCCAGAGAUUCCGCAAAUGUCUGCCUUCCCUACGACCACUAGUCUCGAUGUGUUGACUCAUGAGCCAAAUGUGGACUGUCUCGGAAAAACUGAGCCCCAACAGUCGGUAGAUACGAAACAACAACCCGGACCAAGCUAA
Molecule: messenger RNA, 348 nt
Organism: Echinostoma caproni
Lineage: Eukaryota; Metazoa; Platyhelminthes; Trematoda; Plagiorchiida; Echinostomatidae
Source: the annotation of a GenBank genome assembly